AUGCCAGAAGAUAUACGUGACAAGCCUACUCUCAUUGUGUGUGAUGGACACUCCAGCCGCGAGAAUCCUCUGGCAUUGUUCCUUUUGGCAAGUGCCAACAUCAAAUUAAUUGUUCUUCCCGCACAUACAACACACAUUUUACAAGUAUUUGAUGUUGGCAUUGCCAAAAGAUUAAAGUCCAAAUUCACGGAUUAUCUAAGAGAUUACAUUAAGGCACCGAAGCAAGAGUUCAACAGCAAUGCUGCAAUGAUGCGCUACGCCAGUAUCUACUCAUUUAUUAGCGCAUGGCAAGAAUCAGUAUCAUUAAGAACGGUUCAAAAUGCUGCUGCCGCCUGCGGUCUUUGCCCUUGUUCUGUAGAAGCUCUCAAACAUAAUAAGUAUGUUCGUGAAUUGACUCCUGCAGAAAAAGAAUUGCAAGAGAAAAGAAAUUACCGUAAUCGAAAUCGUUUUAACAUCAAUGGUGAAGAAUUGACGACGAUGGACAUGAUUUGCGCAAUUUCUGACAAUAUUAAGAAGAAUCCUGCAAAUCACAGAUUUUGCAGGAAGCCAGAACAAGACACCAAGGAACGUUUCUACUUUUGGAUUACAAACUAUCUUGAUCCCAGCACUGAGUUGUUGACAAAACUCCCUAAUAUGCCAGGUUAUAGUCCAAAUGAUUAG
Molecule: messenger RNA, 660 nt
Organism: Trichomonas vaginalis G3
Lineage: Eukaryota; Parabasalia; Trichomonadida; Trichomonadidae
Product: DDE endonuclease family
Exons: 1
Coding region: 1-660 (219 amino acids)
Molecular function (GO): nucleic acid binding
Source: RefSeq, a predicted model, not a curated record